CAGCCAGAGCAGUGCGAACGGGUGCUCGAGUCGGAGACAACCCUUGGCGCGGGGUACAGGUGCGGCGGUGGUGACAGACACACAAACAGACAGCCAGGCAGGCAGAUUUUCAGCCGACACAGGGCUCAGUGCGUUUGAGCAGCAGUGAGUGCGGCGCCGCAGCGGACGCCUAGGCCGCGUCCGGGCCUGUCCAGGGCUGCGGCCGGCCGACGCCUCGGACCCACAGCCGCAGCAGGGCCGCUGCGCCAGAGAGAUGAAAAUGACCUGGCGAGUGGAAUUAUGAAGCAGCAGCCGCGCACGGGCUACCUGGACAAGGGCUGAGAGUCGCCUGGCGGCGGCCCCGCGAAGGGCUGCAUCAUGUCCGAGGGCGACGCAGAGAGCAAGGAGGUGGUGCCGGCGGAGGGCCUGCAGUCCGCCGCCCCCACCGCCGCCAACACCAUCAAAUGGGAGCUGGCCAAGGGCGACGACUUCGACGGCGGCGUCGGCGGCGUCAAGGAGGUGCGUUACGCGCCCUUUACGUCGUCGCCACCCGCGACGGCUAUGCAGCGCGCACACUCGCGCUCCAUGUCGUCGCUGCCGCCAGAGCCGUUUAUGAUCAUGCGAAGUCGCGCCCUUAACCGGCGUGUCAUCAUCAACGUUGGUGGAGUCAAGCACGAGGUUCUGUGGCGGACGCUUGAGCGUCUUCCUCACACGCGGCUGGGCCGCUUACGCGACUGCACGACGCACGAGGCCAUCACAGAAAUCUGCGACGACUACUCGCUAGUGGACAACGAGUACUUCUUCGACCGACACCCAAAGUCUUUCUCAUCCAUCCUCAACUUCUACCGUACUGGCAAGCUGCACUUGGUCGACGAGAUGUGCGUGCUGGCGUUUAGUGACGACCUCGAGUACUGGGGCGUCGACGAGCUGUACCUCGAGUCGUGCUGCCAGCAUAAGUACCACCAACGCAAAGAGCACGUGCACGAGGAGAUGCGCAAGGAGGCCGAGUCGCUGCGACAACGCGACGAGGAAGACUUCGGCGACGGCAAGUGCGCCCAGUACCAGAAGUUCCUCUGGGACCUGUUAGAAAAGCCAAACACCUCACUCGCCGCCAGGGUGAUCGCCAUUAUCUCCAUAUUAUUCAUAGUUCUGUCGACUAUCGCACUGACUCUGAACACAAUUCCGAGUUUCCAAGUGAAAGACGACCACGGCAUAUUGACUGACAAUCCUCAGCUGGCGAUGGUCGAGGCCGUGUGCAUAACGUGGUUCACACUCGAGUAUCUGCUGCGGUUCAGCGCGUCGCCCAAUAAGUGGAAGUUUUUCAAGGGCGGUCUCAAUGUGAUCGAUUUGCUAGCCAUCAUGCCCUACUACGUGUCCCUCUUCCUAGUCGAGACGAAUAAGAACGCGAACGAUCAGUUCCAAGACGUGCGGCGCGUCGUGCAGAUCUUCCGAAUCAUGCGAAUCUUGCGUAUUUUGAAACUAGCGCGUCACAGCACGGGCCUCCAGAGUCUCGGCUUCACGCUGCGAAACUCGUACAAAGAGCUGGGACUGCUGAUGCUGUUCCUAGCCAUGGGCGUGCUCAUCUUCUCCAGUCUCGCGUACUUCGCCGAGAAGGAGGAGCCCGGCACUAAAUUUAUCAGUAUCCCGGAGACUUUCUGGUGGGCCGGGAUCACAAUGACAACCGUCGGUUACGGUGAUAUUUGUCCCACGACCCCACUUGGCAAGGUAAUAGGAAGUGUCUGUUGCAUUUGUGGUGUCCUGGUGAUUGCUCUGCCGAUUCCUAUUAUUGUCAACAACUUUGCCGAGUUCUAUAAAAACCAAAUGAGAAGGGAAAAGGCACUGAAGCGCCGCGAGGCCCUCGAGCGCGCCAAGCGCGAGGGAUCUAUCGUCUCGUUCCACCACAUCAACCUGCGCGACGCCUUCGCCAAGAGCAUGGACCUCAUUGACGUGAUCGUCGACACAGGCACGCAGCAACAGAUGCAGCAGCAGCUGAAGCAGCAGCAGCACCAACAGCAGCGGCACAAGAAGUCCAAGUCGGAGCAGUCGGCGCCGCUCGCGCUCGACGAAGACGACGAUGACGACUGCAGCGAGUACAGUUACGCGGCACCGCCCAAGCCGAGCGACGGCUGCAGCACGCACCACGAGCACCACCUCGACCGCACCAAGCACUUGCUGAUGCCGCUCACUGUUUCCCAGGGAGCGACGGGCGUGGCUGGUGGGCCGCCCGCGUCCACGAUUCUGCACCAGGCGCACAACGCCGAUGGACUCCACGGCUCUCCUCUCCACCUGCUGGACAUUCCAACGCCGCAGGUGGCGCCGCCGUCGUCGCAACAACAGCAGCAGGCGACCAACAGCACGGCGCAGCAGGUGCCCAUCGUGGCGGUGAACAGCGCCGACGGCGACGCCACGGUGCUCACGCCCGUUUGCCAGAGCGAGGACGACUCUAAAACAAAAGACAAGAAAGUCGACAAGGUGGAUGAACUGCCCAGAGAAGGAAGAGAGAAGGGAGCAUAUACCUUUAAGGGAAAACAAAUUGUCUUACUAAAUAAUUCAACCGACAUGACGGAGGACGCCAAAAACCAGGACUACAAAGAAUUCAUUGACGCCGAAAACCUGAUGCCUUUUGGAACGAGCGACCUGCGCAGCGGCGUGUGCCUCGAGAUGAAGCGGAUGCGCGGUGCGGCGGCCCUGCUGCCGGCCACGCCGGCGCGGGGGGCCAUCUACGGGAUGCACGGCGGCCAGCAGCUGCUCGACAUGGCGGGCAGCGUGGACAGCUCGGACACAUACGCCAGCUGCAGCACGCACCCGUUCGCCUCGCAGGCCGACAUCUCGGACCUGCUGGCCGGGCCCGGGUCGGCCCGGCCCCCGCGGGGGCCGGUCAAGAGCGCGUCGGGCGACGUGCUGCGCGCCCUCUCGCCCGACGACGAUGAGGACCUCGACGAGCUCGAGCUGGCCAACGAUUUGCGGCCCUCCAGGGGGAGCAGGGGCAGCCUCAACAACUCGGGCAACCUACCCAAGCAUCGGAAAACGCGCUUCCAGCAGGGGUCGAAGGGCCUCUCCAAGGGUGGUUACACCGGCAACAACAACUCGACUGACGACCCCCUGGGACUGAGUCGUGGCCGUUCGAUCACGACGUCGCCGCUCACUGCCAGAAGGCCCACCUUCAUGCCGUCCCGCAGCCUGGCCUCGGCCACUAGGAUCAUUAAUCAGCACCUUUUCGGCUCCAUGGGUCGCAGCAAUAGCCGCGGCUCACUGUCCGCCGAGUCCAUCGAAAGUCCAUCCGCGGAGCAACGAAAGAAGAGUAUCCUGAAGAAGUGUGACAGCAACAAGGGUGGGGCCUCCGGGGGUUUGUUCGAGCCCGAGUGCGAGCAGCUCAUCUCGAUCGGCGCCGGCGACCCGCUGCUCGGCGGCGACGUCAACGACAUCAGCACCAGCUCGCCGAUGAUCCUGCGUGCGUCGUCCAAGUCGUCGAGGGGCUCGGCGCCGAUCAAGUUCGGCGUCACCGUGGUGCACGAGCCGCCAGACUUCGGCCCAGCCGGCCUGAGCAAAUUCUCAGCGCGGCGGCGGCCGCCACCGCUGCGCUCGCCUGUCGUGGACGAACCCCCGGAGCAGGGGGUUGCCAGCUGCCGGCACCACUUGCUCGGUGAAUCGGGGGUGGCCACGUGCGGUUGCAGCCUUGACCGGCAGGAGGACAACACGUCACCCACCGAGGAGACCAGGCUGCUCCUGCACCACCAGCAGCACCACCUUCAGCAGCAACAGCCGCGGCGCCGUCCUGGCGCCGGCAAUGGCGCCGUUGACUCGUCCAACAACCCUUCGGCGGCCUCGUAGCGCCCACCCCCUCCAAUAAACUUGUGGUCCUCGUUCCACGCGCCACUCCGCAUGCAAAUUAUUGCCACACAAACACACCCUAUGGCGCCGAACCUGCUCCUCCACUCCCCUCCGUCCGUUCGCCUUUGUUGGUUCGUGUUAUGAGAAAAAAUAAUUGUUUUGCGCUGGUUCAAAUUCUCAAACCGCAACUGCCCUAAAACCGUGUUAAAUGAAACCACAACCAAAUUUGGGUUGGAAAUUUAAAAUGAUAUUGCAAAUUUUUGUCUAAGCAACUGAUUUUCAUUUAGGCAUUAAAUAAGCACAAAAAUAAUCCAUUUUAAGACUUUCAAGACACUCUUUGACCAUCUAUGUUGUCCUUGAACUCGCCCCAAUUAUCUCAAAUUCACAAAAAUCCAAAUUUCUAGAUGAUUUUUGAAUACUUUUUUUAGUUCGUUUUGGCCCCUGAACGGCUUAAAUGGUUUGAUACCUAAACAACUUUGUCGUUUCACAUAAAAUUAAAUAUUAUUAAUAAUAAAUUUUCGGCCGUCUCUGAAUAAUUUUCCUAUCGCGAAUUUCCUUGAUUGCUUAUGAAGUCAUUUUAUUGAAAACAAAUUUUUGUCAAGUUUAACUGAUUAAUUUUAUGUUUAAUUGAAAAGACAACUUUAACGAAUGUUCUUGUCAAGCUGCAUAGUUUAAGGGAGCAAAAUAUUUCACGGAUAGUAAGAUUCCCAAAAUUUGACACCUUUCUUUUUUAAUAUAAAAACGGGAAAUUACUUGAGAUUUUUGUUCUGGAGGCGUUUGGUGAAAUAAUUUUGAAACUGCAAAUCCACAAACCACGCAAAGCAUUUCUCAUUUCCGUAUUUGAAAUUCAACUCGAGGCCAGAGAGGGAGUGAAGCGAAUACAAGGGAUCGUCGCCAUACUAUCUGUGAUUUUAAUACUGCUGGACUAUUAUUAUACUUGUACUAAAUAUUCUUAAAACUGCGAGGGAAAACAAACAAAUCGACUCAUUCAACGUGUAUAAAAUCGUGAAUUUUUUAAAAACUACCACUCUAACGUACUCUUUAAUUAAAACGACUAAAGAAUCAAGAAAGAGGCAUCUAACUUGAUUUUAAAAGGAUAAUCUCCAACUAUUUAAAUCAAUAAUAAAAUCAGAGAAACAAGAGAUAUUCACAAGGAACGCGCGAGUAUUAGAAGAAAUGCAAAGGGAAUCGUAUUCGAACGCGACGUAAAGCUCAAAUAAACCCGCAGAAACGUGCAAUUCAAACGGUGUUGAGGUUUGUCACACGACAUUACUAGAGCUCUGUACUAUAUAUUUUAAAACCCAUCUGGAUGUGUAAAGUAGUUUGGUAGAUCCAAAACUCUUCUCUCCAUGUAUCUGUUGCAAGCGCGUAGAGACGAAAAAAUCGUAUGUAGCGAGUGUGAUCUUGUUUGCUCCCCGUCGUCGAAAAGAAGCAAUUUCCGCAAUUAGCUAACCACGUUUAUAGGGUGCAAAAAUUAUAUUAAUUGAUUCGGUGUUGUUAAACCGCGUAGAGUUGAAUUGAAACACACAACGAUGAAUUGUAUAUUCUCUGAUAAAAGAGCUAGGUGUUGCGAAAUUGGCCUAUUUUCCCCCGCGCGAGAAUUUGCCGACAAACGCACACUUUCGAUGUUUCUGUGUGUAACCAUAUAUUUUUUACUCGUUUAUAUUAAUUAAUUUUUUGAUAUUUUUCUUUGACGCUUGUUUAUUUCAUCUCGAGGUGGAAUCGUCGCAGCUCAUAUUGAGAGUGAUUUUUUUGGAUUUUUAUACAUUAAUUUGGUUUGAACCUCCGUUGAAUUAUGCGAAAUGUUCGGCAAACUUCUCCUCCUUAUUUUUCUAAUAAGCAAUUACGAUUAUUACACCCUCCCCGCCCGCGAAAAACGUCGUCCGUGUUGCCGAAGUUAACUGCUAAAAACAGAUUUAACAAAAGUUCGCCUUUGACAUACCUGGUGUAUUGCAUGCGAAUGAAAAUGCUGAAAAGGGUGUCGAUCGUCCUAGGAAAACUCUCUAGUGUGUGUGUUGAAAAAGUGCAAAAAUUGGAUGUGAUUAUCGUUUUUAAUCAACUGUUGAUUGCUCUCACACUAUAUGGAAAAUGAAUCAUUAAAGCGGGAAAAGUAAACCAUGCAAAACGAAAAUAUAUUCACACGCCCUUCCACUAUAAUUCUAAAAAAGAGGAACGAUUUAAAUAUUGCAUCAAAUUAACUAAGGGAAACCCUCAGACAUUUGCUCUAUCCUUCUUCAAACUUGACCUUGUUCAAUGUUGUUAUGAACAAACCACAUUCGUGCAGGUGUGUUAUCACCUUUGAAAGUCAUUUUUCUGGAUUUUUUUCCAACCCCCAGAAAAACCCUUCUGUCGUUGAGUAAAUCGAUUUCGCGAGGGAGCUCCGCUGAGGGUUUGGUUUCUAGUUUUAUUAUAACAUUUAUUUAUAACUCUGCGCUAGAGAAUGAUUUCUCUACAUACAUUUUUACUAUAUCUGCACUUUGCUCAUGGAUUUUAAUUUUAAUCAACUAACAAAGGAAACAAAGCAAAGAAUACUCUUCUAAAAUGCACUUCGUAAUGUAAUUAUCCAUAAAAGGAAAAACGCGCAUGAAAUUUUGUGAUUUUUAAUUAAAUAAUAGCAAGAAUAACGGAACGAGGUGGUGAGAUGCCAUGGAAAACAUUCCAAACUAUAAUGUUAAAGCAACAUUAUAUCAGCAAAGAAAACAAAACUAUAGGAAAAUCUAAAUUGAUGUAAAAUGUGAAUAAAUUUUUAUUUGCUUUUACUUUAGACAACUGAUCAGAAACAAACGUUUAGAUUUUCCUGCAUGAGUGAUUGGUAUUGAAGUUUUGAUUACAUGGUUUUACUACUUGGGAGAGUAACAAAAGACGAGCCUCAAGAGCCUUUGUUGAGAUGCAUCAAAUAAUAUAUGUACAUCCGUUUUUAUUAAUUUCACGAUCCACCCUCCUUUGGUUCCAAAAAUUAUGCCCCUGUUAGACUUAAGAAAACACUUGAGAUAUAUAUUAUAGUUGUUCAUAUUGAUUGAUAAUUCAUUGUGAAAUGAAAUAUAAACUUGGCUUUUGCAUUAAAACGUUUAAAAUUAAA
This is a messenger RNA of Cloeon dipterum, 6889 nucleotides long. RefSeq names its product Shaker cognate b (gene Shab). The transcript has 11 exons. Gene Ontology annotation, molecular function: protein binding; delayed rectifier potassium channel activity. Gene Ontology annotation, cellular component: voltage-gated potassium channel complex; membrane. The coding region runs from base 358 to 3810 and encodes 1150 amino acids. The record is from RefSeq and is a predicted model, not a curated record. Lineage: Eukaryota; Metazoa; Arthropoda; Insecta; Ephemeroptera; Baetidae. Gene Ontology annotation, biological process: protein homooligomerization; potassium ion transmembrane transport.